CCAAGCUAGUUUUGGACCAGACGUGCUGCGUUAAGAGGCGUUUUGCUGCCUGAAAGUCUCAUCCUUGGGGGCGAGGAGCAGCCCUCCCAGUGGGUGCCAGGCUGCCUCCUCGGGCAGCGCCGCAGCCACCCGAGGGGCAGGUGGGAGCCCGCUGUACGCCCCUCGGGCACCGGCCCAAGGCAGGCCGAGCCCCGCGGCCCGGCCCGCAGGAAGAGGAGGGACGGGACGGGACGGGACGGGGCGGGCCGCGCCCCGCGCUGGCUCCGGGCGCAGCGGAAAAACCGCUUGACGGGGCAGCGCGGCGCCCGCGCUUCUGCCCGCGGAGCCAUGUCCCAGCCCGCCCGGGGGGCGCCGCCGCCCCCCGCCGCGCCCGCGGCGGCCCGGCCGCGCGGUGAGAAGACAAGUGGAGCUUCUUCAGGAUCAGGAGAGAAAAAAGCAGAAGCAGCACAGAAGAUAUCAGCAAGUGCUAGUGCCAGGCAGCCCUCCAAAACACAGACAAGUGGAGCACCUUCUACCAUUAAGAAACAGUCCCCCUCUGCUGAUGCAUCAAAAACACGUAUUAUGGAGCCAUCUGAAACAAAGCCCACACCAACAACCAAAACAGAACCUGGAAAAACUGCACAGUCAACCAAGCCGACAGACUCUCAAACUAAACAGCCAACUGAAGGGAAGCAAAAGGAAACCAGUGAUGGAAAAAGCCAAACUGGACCUUCUGUGACAACAGCUUCUAAACCAAGUAAUGCAGGAAAAGGAACUACAAGUCAAACUGAUCAACCCCCACAACCAACCUCCACAGAAACAGCAAAGGCUAAGUCUGAAAAUAAGUCCGUAUCAGGUAGUGCAGCUGUUGCAGGUGCAGCUGGUGCCAGUGCUGUUGCAAGUAUGGCUGCUACAGCUGAAGAGUCAAGCACUGAGCCUGCUAUGGAUGAAUCUGCACUGGAUAGCCUAAUAGAUACUCUAGGUGGACCUGAAGAAGAUGUGCCUACUAGUCCAGUUUACACUGGUCCGGAAGUUACGGAAGCUAUUUCUUCAAGAUACUUAGAAGAACUGGGUAAACGGGAAGGUAGUCUUCCUCCAGAGUAUGUUAAAUUGUUGAAGAGCAAAGGGGACGGCAAAGAUGAAUUCCCACCAAAACCAGAUGAACGAUCUGAAAAACCAGUGACAGAUGAUGAGCUUGCAGAUGCCCUAGCAUCUGAUUUUAUCUGUAGUACUGCUUCUACUGAAGAAAAGAAGACAACGGUGACAGAGCCAAGUAAGGAAGGAGAAAUCGUACAAGCAGAAUCAGCAAGUUCCGUCAAAAGCUCAGCUCCUCCUAAGGAGAAGAAAACAAAAUCAAAAGAGGAAAUUAAAGAUGAUGCAAUGGAAGCUCUACUUGAUACUCUUGGUGAACCUGAACCUGAACCUGAAGAAGAUCUUAGCACUAUUGUAGAGGUGUCAGAGGUAAAAGCUAAAGAGAAAAAAGAAAAAAAGGAAGGAGAACGUGAUGAUACAAUACCUCCAGAAUACAGGUUAACACCAGAGUUGGAUAAAGAUGGAAAACCAAUAUUACCAAAACCUGAAGAAAAACCUAAGCCUUUGAGUGAAUCUGAUCUUGUUGAUGAAUUUUCAAAAGACUUUGCCCGCCCUGCACAGCCUGCAGGACAAUCCAAACCAUCGAAGCCCAGCAGCAUGUCUGAAAAGCCUUUGGCUCCUGUGCCUGCAAAAACUACUAAGGAUGAAGUAGUUCCUCGUGCCACAGCUUGCACUGUGCAGUCUUCAGCUCCUUCAGCUGUUUCUUCAGUUGGUCACGAGGCAGAUGAAGCAUUGGAAGCCUUGUCUAGUAGUCUGGGAAAGAGGGAGCCUGACCCAGAAGAGAAGAAACCUGCUGUGGAUAAAGUUAAGGAGAAAACCAAACAGGAAGAACGCAAAAAACUGGGUGAAGAUGAAGAAACAAUUCCUCCAGAGUUCAGAUUAAAAGAAGCAAAAGAUAAAGACGGAAAACCGCUCUUGCCAAAACACGAAGAAAAAUCUCAGCCUAUGAGUGAAAAUGAUCUUGUAGAGGGUUUGACAGAAGGAUUUUCCUGUUCUCCAGCCCCUUCUGCACCUGCACCAACUGUAAUAAAGAAAACCAAGAAGGGUAAAAAACCUGCAAAUUCCUCUGAAGUUGUCUCUGCUGCUACAGUUUCUUCAGUGCACUCAGCUGCUCCUCCAGCUUCUACUUCCGGAGGAAAAGAGAUGGAUGAAGCCUUAGAUCUCCUGUCUGAUUCCUUGGGACAAAGAGAACCUGACCCUGAUGAGAACAAACCAGUUGUGGAUGAAGUAAAGGAAAAGGCUAAAUCUGAACACAGAGACAAACUUGGAGAAAAAGAUGAUACUAUCCCACCAGACUAUCGGAAGCUUCUGGAAUCAGGUGGAGAGGGUAAACCAGUAAAGCCACCAGCAAAGGAUGGUGUGAAAUCCAAGGAAAAAAAGAAGCCUACAGAUGACUCUGCAGCUAUUGAUGCUCUAUCAGGUGACUUUGAUACAUGUGCAAAGGCUCCUGCCACACCACAGCGCUCAAAGUGUAGGACAAAAGUGGAAAGAACACCACCACCACUGAACCAACCCCCAAGGAGGAAAGAAAACCCAAAGGUCCUAAAAAGGCAAGGGAACAGUCCUCCAGCAGCAAAUCUGAGAAGCAGAAAACAAGCUAAACGUUAACAUUACUGGGAUCUUGGCAUAUGAUAUUAAAAGACGUCUUUCUGCUGCUGGAUAAUUAUUCCUGAAGAACAAAAGCUGAUGCAAAAAGCAUGUGGUUAUUCUGGGUGGUUUUUGUACAGUGGUAUUUGCUGGAGGUUUUUCAUAUUUUCUUUUUUUCCAAUAAUGGAUUAAGAUUUUUUUUUCUAGCCAUUCAUUUUAUUAUACUGAUACAUUUUGAAUUUUUGUAGUUUUCUUCAGUUCUGAGAGGGAAAGGAUGCUUUAUAUUUGUAAGAAAUAUAUUUCAUAAAUUAAUAGCAAUGCCAAAAGAAAAAAUUUGCAAACUUUUGCACAUAAUCUCCACAUAGUGCCUGUAAAUCUCAGAAGAGUUCAUAAGUAUGUGCUAGCAUUUUUAACAUUGCAGUGAAUGCAUUAAGAAUUCUGGAAUGUAAUGAGCUUUAGUUAUCCUCAGCCUGACUGUAUGAAGUAUUUCCUCAAGGCAGUUCUUGGUAAGAAACCAUAGAUUGGCUGUGGAUAUCUAAAGAAUGAGAAACUGGUGAUUAACUGCUUCAUCAAGAGCGUCUAAUUAAAAAGAUAAAUUUUGGAUGAUGCCUUAGGCAUUGUUAAAACAACCCCAAAACCACUAGAAAAGAAGGAAUUUUACUUUUUUACUUCCAACUGCAUCUGUGCUGUUAUCUCAUAAUUUCAGGAGUCUCAGGACUGAUCCAAAUACAAAUCACCAUGUACCACAGACACCAUUGUUAUCACAGAAGGGGGGGAAAAAAGGAAGGUACAUGAGCCUUAACAGAGGUUAAAGAGAAACUCAGGUCAACAGGAGGACAUUGUUGCACUGUUUCUAGACCUUGUCUCUGUUCCUCUGUCAGCGCUUCAGCUGGGAGUGCAGGAAUAGAGCAGAAGUUCAUGCUGCAGGAACAAUGUAAUAUUGAGCUGGUCCUGAAGGGAGCGGGCACCAAGAGCAGGCAACCCCUAACAAAGUCUGCUGCGCGUUUACAGGCUUGUGGGAUGGGACCUCAGUGUGCUGAGUUCCUCACUUUGUUUUCCUCUGUCUGAAUUACUUGUAAAAUACAUUUUUGCACAUCCUUACACCCAUGUACUACUUCACCAGUAGUUUACAGAGGAAGGUAAUGUUAGGGACAGUAACUGUAAGGAUAUCAAAAUCUGACUCUAAUAUAUAGUAUUCCAGAGACAGCCCAAAGAUUUAAGAUGGAGGAUAAUCAGAAUUUUGACUGUACUUAACAGUCUGUAUUGAGAACCUGUGUCACACUAAUAAAGUUUUUAGAAUGUA
Molecule: messenger RNA, 3961 nt
Organism: Dromaius novaehollandiae (emu)
Lineage: Eukaryota; Metazoa; Chordata; Aves; Casuariiformes; Dromaiidae
Product: calpastatin
Exons: 30
Coding region: 328-2679 (783 amino acids)
Cellular component (GO): cytoplasm
Molecular function (GO): calcium-dependent cysteine-type endopeptidase inhibitor activity
Source: RefSeq, a predicted model, not a curated record